UGCCCGACAUGGCGAGUGCUGUGCUGCCGAGCGGAUCCCAGUGUGCGGCGGCAGCGGCUGUGGCGGCGGCGGCGGCGCCUCCUGGGCUCCGGCUCCGGCUCCUGCUGUUGCUCCUCUCGGCCGCGGCACUGAUCCCCACAGGUGAUGGACAGAAUUUGUUUACAAAAGAUGUGACAGUGAUCGAGGGAGAAGUUGCAACCAUCAGCUGCCAAGUGAAUAAGAGUGACGACUCUGUGAUUCAACUCCUCAAUCCCAACAGGCAGACCAUUUAUUUCAGAGACUUCAGACCUUUGAAGGACAGCAGGUUUCAGUUGCUGAACUUUUCUAGCAGCGAACUCAAAGUGUCUCUGACAAACGUCUCGGUUUCGGACGAAGGGAGGUACUUCUGUCAACUCUACACUGACCCCCCACAGGAAAGCUACACCACCAUCACAGUUCUGGUCCCUCCACGUAACCUGAUGAUCGAUAUCCAGAAAGACACUGCAGUCGAAGGCGAAGAGAUUGAAGUCAACUGUACUGCCAUGGCCAGCAAACCAGCCACCACUAUCAGAUGGUUCAAAGGGAACAAGGAGCUCAAAGGCAAGUCAGAGGUGGAAGAGUGGUCGGACAUGUACACUGUGACCAGUCAGCUGACGCUAAAGGUGCACAAGGAGGAUGAUGGGGUCCCAGUGAUCUGCCAGGUGGAGCACCCUGCCGUCGCUGGGAACUUGCAGACGCAGCGCUAUCUGGAAGUGCAGUAUAAGCCUCAAGUGCACAUUCAGAUGACUUACCCGCUACAAGGCCUAACCCGGGAAGGGGAUGCGCUUGAGUUGACAUGUGAAGCCAUCGGAAAGCCCCAGCCCAUGAUGGUUACUUGGGUGAGAGUCGAUGAUGAAAUGCCUCAACAUGCUGUACUAUCUGGGUCCAACCUGUUCAUCAAUAACCUAAACAAAACAGAUAAUGGCACGUACCGCUGUGAGGCUUCCAACAUAGUGGGGAAAGCUCAUUCGGAUUAUAUGCUGUAUGUAUACGAUCCCCCCACAACUAUCCCUCCUCCCACAACAACCACCACCACUACCACCACCACCACCACCAUCCUUACCAUCAUCACAGACACCACGGCGACGACAGAGCCAGCAGUUCACGGCCUUACUCAGUUGCCCAAUUCCGCAGAAGAACUGGACAGUGAGGACCUCUCAGACUCCCGAGCGGGUGAAGAGGGCGCAAUAAGAGCGGUGGACCACGCGGUGAUUGGCGGCGUCGUGGCCGUGGUGGUGUUCGCCAUGCUAUGCUUGCUCAUCAUUCUAGGCCGCUAUUUUGCCAGACAUAAAGGCCUGUUUUCUCUAACCUCCUCUCCCAGAAUAAAGUGAUGGGGGCAGCUAUAGUGUUGCAAUUAGGAGCAUGAAUCUUUUAUCGUUUGGACAAGGAAGGGAAAAUGCCAUUACUGUCAACUGAAAUGUCCUACUUGGGUUUUUGCUCCUACUUCGCUGCCAAAGCCCAUUGCUGCUGCUGAAAGUGUAUAGCAUUCACAGCUGUUCUUGAUGGCUUGAUUCUUAACAGCCAGAAAUGUAGCCCGGGAGAUGCUUAAGACAGCUUAUGGAAAAUAAUAGAUUUCCUUACAGAGACACCAAUGCAUCGAGAAGGGCCUGGAGUCACAUUAGAGCCAACUAAGAUCACCAGUUCUCUCCCUUUCCGGCUUCAGUCAUAAAGCCUCUUGCAAAAACACGCAGGCCCUCUUGAAUUCUCUGUUUUCCUGGUUGGUUUCUAUGAGCACCCUCAAGUCUCUGGCUCUGGAGCCCUUGGUCUUGGCACUCACCCACAGCAGCAUGAGAUCCGAGAAGCAGAGCCUUCAGAUGCUGACAGAGAAGAUGGAACCAUUCCGUGUGGAGAAGAACUCCCAGGAAAGCCAGCCGAGGCAAGCUGCAACCAGGUCCACCAGACUGGGUGCUCCAGAGGCAGACGGCUAUGGUGGAGGCCACCACUGCCAUUCCAGCAUGUGGGUGGCCCCCUUCCCCGUGUGGCCGUCGGGAAGGCCCAGAAGUCAUUGUAGGUAGCUCUGCUCCCUUAGGCUUGCAGCCCCGCCGUUGUGCCCAGACUCGCAGCCCACCCUUAGUUAGCAGCCUGCGGGAAGGACACUCCUUUGGCCAGUCCAGAAGGGAGUGGCUUCUCGCUCACAAAUACUGGGAAAGCUGCGAGGACAGAAACACCUUCAGGCUCGCGGCUUUCAGACUGUUCAUACCAACGCACAGAAAAGCCAUGUGCCUCUCCCAUCGUGCCUGGAAGGAAAGGUAGAGGGCGUGGCCGGCGGGCACCGGCAGAUCUCUCUCCCUUUCACGCUAGAUGCAAGCCAUAAGCACCCUUAGCCCAGUGCCACCACUCCCCCGCUGUUUUAUUCUCAGCUUCUCCUAAAUGGAAACCAUUAAUCAUACUAAAUUGUGCAAUGAUUCCACGAUAGAGAGAAUGCUGAUGGCAGAAAUCAUUCUCCUUUGUUGUGCCAGGCAGGCGCAAGGCAGAAGGAUCGGCCUGUCUUUUGCGAGGGCCUGGCUCCUUGCAAAUGCUGACCGUGUGUUUGCCCAGGCAGCUGCCUCUAUGCGCACAGCUUAUUUUAGCAUCAGUCUAAGGCACCCCAACUGUUGACAGAAAACAAGGCACCCAGCCACCCUGUCUUCAUUCUGAAGACUGUCAGGAAGACUUGUAUCUCUCCGUAAGCACCCCCUGAAGUCUUUCCCAACUGGGGUGGGACUCAUGCAAAACCCAAGGUGGUCACAGAUAGGGGUGAGCUGAGAAGGUGAGCAGUACUUCUGCCAGCUGAAUUGCAGAAGCAGCCAGGUGUGGGCACCAAGGAGGCUUUUUGGCUUUUCAGAAUCUGAUGUCUGCUUCACUCUCGACAAGCCUCUUUGUAAGCCACCCCCUUCUGAAUUAGAAUCAUUUUCCACAAGCUCUUAAGCGAUGAUUAAUGCCACGGCUGUUUUUAACAAUCAUCCUGCCAGUCUUAAGCUGUAGUCAUUUUCAAUAAUUUGGAGUGCUCAAAGGCAAGCCAGGAGUUUGUUGACAACAAAACCCAUAAGAGCACAGCCAGGCAGCCACAAAAGAUGGAAAAGCAGAGGGACCAUUUGGGCUUAGCUGGCUCUCUGCUCCCAGAGUUUCACCACUAAAAGUUUGAUUGAACGCUCAGAAUGCAUUAAGGAUCCAACUGUGAACAUGGCUCGGCAAGAGGGCUGCCGGCCUGGCUUUUGUGGGAACAAAUGAGUAGCGUGUGUGGAGGCUUCCUGGUUUAUUUAUGGACAUGUGUGGUUCAUUCAUGCAGUCCCUGAACCAAAGCACCUCGUUUGUCUUCCCCCUGCCAACCUUGAAGACUGAGAAAGAAAUGCAUUUCCUUUUGCUUUGUAGUUGUUUUGCAACCUCACGAAUGCCAACCAAAUCUCUUGGCCAGGAUUUGGGAGUCCUGCUCCAUGAUAGCCUCUGAUUGUUCCCCAGCCAUGUAUAUGAAACUAGCCCUGUCUUUUUCAUCUUGGUAAAUUCAUGUGAGUUUCCAUCUGUUUGAAAAGCUCAAACCAAAGGAAGCUGUGGCUUGUGAUGUCUCUGAUCUCAGAUUUCCUUAGACUGGACUUCAGUGACACAUUUCUAGUGCAUUACUUCCUCUGGUAGGAAAGGGUUAUCUCUGGGUGACUGGAUUGUAACCCUAGGAGUUGGGUGAGAUUGAUAGUUACAUCCAAUUCAACACUCACCACACUAGCUGUCACACUGGGUGUGUGGCUAGCCAGGGAGAAUGGACUCCUGGUAGAGCUAAGGGCUUUCAUUCACUGACUUACAAUAAACGCCCUUUGACCAUGAAUCACAGCAGGAUCCUGGGUCUUUCUCCUAACCCAGCCCGAAAGUAUCCACCAUGCACCCGUUCUCCACACUGAGCCCCGUUCUUCUGGGUAAACUGAUUUCUCGCAGGCAGCCUCUAGAGCUGCUACAAAAGAUAUCCUAAGAGGGGUUUCUUGGCAACUUUUCAAGGAGCUCCCCCACACAUCCUACUGCUGGCAUCUUGCCAGGGUGCCUGCUUAAGGGUCUUGAAGCUUUGGGACAAUAAACUUUUUCCCAUAUGUACUCCUUUCUUACCACCACGGGCCCCCAAACUAGAAACUUCAGCCUCACUUCUCAUUCUCCCCUCUCACUGCCAGUAGUUACCACUUCCUGUCCACUGCCCCCCAAGUAUCUCAAACUUAAUCCAAACAUGUCAUUUGCAUGUCACCGGCCUAGUCUAGGCCUCUAAUCUUCAAUAAAAAGAUGGUCAGCUUGUUCAUGGUUUCACAUCCCACUUCCCCAGCCCCAUUGCUACACUUAACCUUACCUGCGCUUGGUCCCUUCCUUGCUCAGGAAACGCUCUUGCUUGACUAGGGGCUGCUGCAGAAUCAACCCAAGUGCUCACAGCCUGCCUUCAACUCAGUCUGGCCUUCAGUCCCACCCCGUGACACCACCUACAUGCUCUCCCCUGACCUAUGCACCUAAACCCUACGUUAACAUUAUUCCCACCUCUGUGCCUUGGAAUAUUGGGAGGUGGGUGUCCUUGAGGCUAUUUCCUUGCACUUGCUCAACCUCUCAUACCUGAAUCUACAUCCUUUCUGUCUCCCUCAGUAAAACAGUAAAAUUCCUUGAAAGUUACUAAAUUCAAUGCAGCUCUGCAUCUCCAAAGCCAAGUGCAGUAUCUAGCCCUGUCUCAAUAAAUUAUUGAAUCAGAUUCCUUUUUACUCCAUCUGUGAUUGGAUCGGUCUUUCAUCUGUCUCUCUCUUUCCUAGAAAUAGCUGGGAAAGGCCUGUUCCCUUUCCUCUGUUUAACCAGUAAUUCUGAAGUUUCUUGUCACAUUUGUGCUGGUCUGGUUUUGGUUUUGUUUCUUCCUGUCACAGUCAACAUGGUCCCCCCACCCUGCCCUGCUUUUUAUUUUAUCUAUUAAAGGUCUUAAGUCCAAUGCCUACAUUCUAUCUCCAGGGCUGAUGAACAUAGUUGAGAUCUGAACAAAAUAAAUAAUAAAUAGGAGCUCCAAAAUGCAAAGAUAAGAAAGCUGUCCAAUCAGAUGUAUUAAAUGUUUUAUAAGAUAUUUAUAAAACAAAAACAGUGUCCAUCAACCAAUGAGCUACACAAAACCAGUAAGCUAAACUGGCUAUCAGUUAUGUGGGGUUACAUGUUUUCUGACACCGUUUGAACUUCAGUCGGUAGAAGGUCUAAGCUCUGCAAAGGUUUCAAAGUAGGCCUGUCUUUUCUCUCUCUUUCUCUCUCUCUCUUUCUCUCUCUCUCUCCCCUCAACUCCUUUCCCCACCUAUCUGUUGUUUUCCUUCUUCUUUCCUCCUCUCUUCCUUUUGUCCUCUCUACUGCAUCUUGUGCCCCCUAACUCUGAGCAGAUACACCAUAAGUGAGCAGUGGCUCCCCUUUGCAAGGAUCAAACCCAUACACCUUGGGGCUCAGCAUGGAAACCCAGCUGCCCAGAAUGUGCACAGAACACUUCAGACAUUCAUCAGCAAUGGUUCUCCUAAGUUUGGCAAGGGCGGUCCAUAGCUGGAUCUGACCUUCUGUAGAGCAAGUUGUCAAGAUGGACACCUUGGGCAUUGAGGGCAGGCUUUUCUGCCCUGCUGCUGUUUCCAGGUUUGGGGUUUUAUUUGGUGUGGGGAUGACAUGGUGGGGGAGGCUGGUGGUGAUGAACUAUGAUUCCAGGAGUAGCCAGUAUUCAUGAGUAGGGUUUCCAGCUGUGCAUCUGAUUCAGCCCAUGACCUUGGGCAGGAUCUGCCUUCCUGGACCUCACUCUCUGUCUCUAAAGAGCCUCAAUUGUAAUUUCCAGUUAUUUGUUUGUAAAGUGCUUUGAUUUCUCCAAUUCAAGGCACCGGUGAAGAGCAAACAUCCCACUGUUGUGGUAGGACAUUUAAAACUCCAAAUAAAAUGCACUGCUUGCUCUUGCAAUGGAAAUUAAAACACUGUAAUAACUGAUGACAAAUAUUCCACUGUUGCUUCAUGGUGUCCUUGCCAUCUUGAGACCAUCCAAUUUUUUCCCCUUUUUAAAAAAAGUAAAUAAAGGCUGUCUUGUGAAGAAUGUCUUUCCAUUUGGUAAA
Jaculus jaculus (lesser Egyptian jerboa) is the source of this 6065-nucleotide messenger RNA. RefSeq names its product cell adhesion molecule 1 (gene Cadm1). Gene Ontology annotation, cellular component: neuron projection; synapse; plasma membrane. The transcript is spliced from 12 exons. Bases 9 to 1349 code for a protein of 446 amino acids. Gene Ontology annotation, biological process: susceptibility to natural killer cell mediated cytotoxicity; detection of stimulus; cell recognition. Gene Ontology annotation, molecular function: signaling receptor binding. The record is from RefSeq and is a predicted model, not a curated record. Lineage: Eukaryota; Metazoa; Chordata; Mammalia; Rodentia; Dipodidae.